AUAAGCUCUAGUCGUUUCAUGAAUCAUGAACUGCAAAUAUGUAGAAAGUGAUGACUUCUUAGUUUGGAAAAUUUCCCCAUGGACAGAAUCAAAGUCCUUGGUAGGGUACUAUAUUAAGAAGGAAUAUGCAUCCGCCAUAUUGGCUCCUAGUCAGUGCCGGGAAUUCAAGCAAAGUAAAGGCAUCUAAUUUUGUUUUACAUAAAAUUUUGUGUUUUACGUAGACUUAAGUAAAUAAAAUGGGCGGUUGCAGUGCAAUAAAUUGUAAAAAUAGGAAUGAAGCCGGGUAUCAAACGUUUCGCUUUCCAAAAGAAGGCGAAAGAAGAAAGAAAUGGCUUAUAAACUGUCGGCGUAACAAAUGGAUACCUUCCUCAAAUUCAAGAUUAUGCGAGAUUCACUUUGAAAGCUUUCAAUUUGAACAGAAUAGGCAAGAUGGGAUAAAAAAAUUAAAACCGAAUGCUAUACCAAUAUUAUUUAAUGUACCAAAUCCGCCAAAAAUGUUUAACAAUAUAAAACAAAAAAGGAGUGCCGAUCCUAUUUGCAUGAAAUUUCCUUUGAUACUACAAUACAAUUCAAGUAUUUCUUGCUCUGACGAAAAUGGUGCUCACUCCAAUUCUAUUUCUACAAAUAAUUCAAAUGGUCCUAAUAUCUCAAAAAAUUACGGAAUAAAGUAUAAAUCAAGAUCCACUCUUCUUGAACAAGAGAACUUUCUGCAAACUUGGAAACAAGCUGUAGCUGCUGAAAUAACAGGGUCAAGAACGGAAGGCUCUGAUAUGCGUGAAUUCGUUCUAAACGUCAUAGAAUGUCUCAGUAAUGCAGGUCUUAACGUUAAAGGCAUCGUUUCUGAUAUGGGCUCUAAUAAUCGCGCGAUGUGGACGUGUUUAGGAAUAGAGGCUUCAAGAAAUAAUCGUGUGACAUCAUUUUCUUUUCAUGAUCAAGUUAUUCACGUUCUUGCAGACGCGUGUCAUUUAGUGAAAAAUUUGAAACAAGCAACACAAACACAUUGUAUUUUUUUAUCAAAAAAUAUUCAAAAAGCUCAGCAAUUACCAACUAAUGUUGUUAACGGAAAUUAUAUUACUUUUUUAUGGAAAAAAGAAGUAGAAUCUGCAGUAAGUCUGAGAUUGUUACAACAUCUAAAUUAUAUAGACAUCUUUCCAACUAAUUUUUCCAAAAUGCAUGUAGGGUCUGCUAUUAGAUAUUUUGAUAUUAGAACAGUUGCAAGCUUAGAAACAGCAGUACAGUUAAAAUUAUUACCAUCUGAAGCAUUAACUACUGCUUGGUUUGUACGACUAAUUUGUAACUGGAUUAAAAUGUGCACAUCACGCGUUAGGAAAACAUCUAUAACAAAAAGAAACAAAAUAAAAAAAUACAGUUUUUAAAUGAUUUUAUUGAUAUAGUUCAGGACAUGCAAAUUGGAAAAAGUGGCUGGAAACCUCUCAAUACAGGUUUAAUAUUAACUUCAAUUUCAAUAAUAAAUUUAACGAAAUAUGUUUUUCAGCAAAAAUAUGACUUUUUUUUAACAAGUCGUACCACACAAGAUGCCUUAGAAAAUUUAUUUUCUCAGAUUCGAAGAAGGGCUAGUGCUAUGCCAAACGCACUUGGAGUACGCAGAGCUCUACAAAAUAUUAUAGUUUCGCAAUAUAUUGGCAGUGUGAAUAACUCGAAUUAUACGGAAGAUUCAGAUUAUAUUUUACUCGAUAAUCUUAUAGAUAGUUACACUGAAAGUAUCAACAAUGUUUCGCAAAUUAGUAACACUUCAGUAGAAUCUGUAGAUUUGGUCAAUUUUAAUCAAUAUACCAAUCUCGAUGCAGCCAUAUUAUACUACAUUGCCGGAAGUACCAUAAAUGCAAUCUUGAAACUUAAGAUUUGUGAUAUCUGCAAACAAUUUUUAACAUGUCAAGAUACAACUGGAAUUCCUGAUGAACUUCGUUGCUUUUCAGACUAUUCGAAUAUGGGAGGCUUAAAAUUUGUCGGUAUUACAAUAUUUAAUUUUAUAAUGUAUUGCGAAAAAAACAUUUUUAUAUACGUAUUAUAUAUAUUUUUUUUUAAGUUGUUUUAUUCACUUGCAAAUAAAACUUUGAUACAUUUAAAUUGUUAUGUCAUAUAAUAUAUUUUUGAAUUGGCAGCAUUACGUAUUCAACAUCAUUGGCUUUGAAAGGCGCGCCAGCUGCUAGGAACCAAAAUGGCGAAUGCACAUUCCCUCUUAAUAUAGUACCUUAUCCUUGGGUGUACAAUUCUCGAUUAGCCGACAAUUUCCCGAAAAAUGGCCGCGAUAAUGUUGGUACCAACAAAAAUCCCUAAAAAACGUGUUUUUAUUUUUUAUAGAUUUGUAGCAUUGUUCAAGUAGUAAGUCCAUCGACAUACAGAAUGGACUGCCGAUGACCGUGGUGGGGAUAGAAAGACACAUAGAGUGAGA
Molecule: messenger RNA, 2413 nt
Organism: Solenopsis invicta (red fire ant)
Lineage: Eukaryota; Metazoa; Arthropoda; Insecta; Hymenoptera; Formicidae
Exons: 6
Coding region: 237-1376 (379 amino acids)
Molecular function (GO): sequence-specific DNA binding
Source: RefSeq, a predicted model, not a curated record